This is a messenger RNA of Elaeis guineensis (African oil palm), 1762 nucleotides long. RefSeq names its product ethylene-responsive transcription factor 1. Gene Ontology annotation, biological process: regulation of DNA-templated transcription; ethylene-activated signaling pathway. Lineage: Eukaryota; Viridiplantae; Streptophyta; Magnoliopsida; Arecales; Arecaceae. The record is from RefSeq and is a predicted model, not a curated record. Gene Ontology annotation, molecular function: DNA-binding transcription factor activity; DNA binding.
UAUCCGUCUAAAACCAAACGCGCGCCUUUCCUCUCCCUAAAACCGCUGCUAUAAAAUCCCCACCAUCCCCUCCCGCUCCUCUCAGAACAAUCCUCGUAUCCUUCUCUCUUCUCUUAUUUCCCACCCAAAAAGGAGGCACCUUUGGGUUUUGAAAUGUGCGGCGGAGCGAUCAUCUCCGACUUCAAGCCGGCGGGGAGCCGGCGGCGGACGGCCGAUUAUAUGUGGCUGGACAGAAAGAAGGGGCGGAAGCAUGAGGUGGUGGAGAUCGAAGACGACUUUGAGGCCGAUUUCGAGGAGUUCGAGGAUGAAUCUGAGGAGGAGAAGGAGAUCGACGUCAUGCCCUUCGCCUCCGGCUCCAAAGUUCCCUUCCCUCGAGAGUUGUCAACCAAUCUAACAUCCGUGGAUUGUGGUAGAUAUGUCUCAAAAUCGGCCAAAAGGAAGAGAAAUAGUCAAUAUAGAGGAAUCCGCCUGCGUCCAUGGGGCAAGUGGACAGCUGAAAUCAGGGAUCCUUACAAAGGUGUUCGUGUCUGGCUCGGGACAUUCAAUACUGCUGAAGAGGCUGCAAGAGCUUAUGAUGUUGAAGCCCGCCGUAUCCGGGGCAAGAAAGCCAAGGUGAAUUUUCCUGAAGCAUCUGCAAGUGCCCAAAAGCGCCGCCAUGAACAAACUCUGCAAGCACCAAAACUAGCAAUCUCAGAAAAACAUAAGUUUAACCAGUCUUGCCUGAAUGACCUGGACCAUGAUUUCUAUUCUACUGUGGAGCACAAGGAAGUUGAGGAGCUUACUAAGCUUGAGUUUCUGAAUUCCCUUCCCUCGCUAGAAUCUUUUCCCCUUUCUGUAUGUGCUGAGUUUGUGAACUCUCUCUCUGACCAGAGAAGUAACUCUAUGGAUUGUUUGGACUUUGGAUGGGGACGUGAGACCAGGACUUCUGAGAUCACAUCACUUCUUUCUCCCACCAUAGCUGAAGGUAAUGAAUCUGGAUUCCUGGAACAUUGUAGCCCCCAGAAGAAACUUAAAAACAAUUCCAGAGAGGCAAUGCCAACAAUUGAAGACUCUGCAAUGAAAUUCUUUGAGGAGCUAUCUGACUUUAAUACAUAUAUGAAGUUCCUGCAGAUUCCUUGUAUAGAGGAGAGCUCAGAUGAAUCAAUUGACAGCCUUUUCAGCUCCGAAGUGGCUCAGGAGGGGUUGAGUACUUUGGACCUUUGGAGCUUUGAUGACCUGCCCAUGGAGGGCAGUGUUUACUGAAUGAUGGUGGUCAUUGCAACUGGUCCUCUGCAAAUAAAGACUGGGUAAGCAUUCCAUGAUCUCAUGAAGUUCCAUGAGCUGGAUAUGGUUAGAAAUUCCAUGCUGUGGUUGAUGUUCUUCUGAGAAAGGUAAUACCUCUCUUUCUUCAGCUUGGUUCUCAGUUUCUGUUUAGGGCGUCCUCAACUUCCCCCUCUGUUGCAACACUCAGCUUUCCCAGAUGCCCAAGAGAGUACCAAAGCUGCUGGCUGCAGUUCAUGGUUCAGCUUUGAGGCUUCAUUCAGAGGACCCUCCAAUUCUGUUGUCUGUUACAAAAGUCCCACUGACAUUUCUGUAAUUUGGUCACGGUUUACAUCCUGAAUGGAUGCUCUGUAAACUGCUCUUAAAACUGAUGUAUCAUCAGUUCUUUGUAAAUUCUUCAUCUGAAUAAUGGAUUGGUGGCUGUUUUUCCAGCCUCCUAUUACCAUUAAAAAAAAAAUGUUCAGAAGGCAAUUAACAGAGUCAAAAUAUGCCUGAUUGGUGA